Lathyrus oleraceus (garden pea) is the source of this 534-nucleotide messenger RNA. RefSeq lists its product as uncharacterized. NCBI's taxonomy places the organism in Eukaryota, Viridiplantae, Streptophyta, Magnoliopsida, Fabales, Fabaceae. The record is from RefSeq and is a predicted model, not a curated record. The transcript has 3 exons. Bases 1 to 534 code for a protein of 177 amino acids.
AUGGAGAUUUUAUACUCUGAGAAGGAUAUGAUUUUGCAUCAUCUGAAGUAUGAACUUGAACUUCUGAAGAGAUUUGAGCUGAAAAAUUGCAAGACUGCAAUCAUACCUAUUGAAACGAAUCACAAGUUGGAUUAUGAUGUUGAAGUUGGAAUGGUAUGUAGGUUUAUGAACAAACCAAAAUGGUCACAUUACCAAGUUGUUGUAAAAAUUCUGAGAUUUGACAUAAGUACUUCUGAAUAUUUUUUCAAGUAUCUGGGAGGUCUUGUCUCUUGGUUCUCUGAGAAGCAACCACUGGUUGCAUUGUCAACUUGUAAAGAUGACUACAUUGUAGAUGAUUUGACUGUGUGUCAAGCUAUUGGCCUUAUGAAUUUGUUGCAAGAUCUGAAGAUCAAAGUGAACAAGCCUAUGAAGCUGAUGAUUGACAACAAAUCAGCCAUACGCUUUGCCAAAAAUCCAAUGCUGCAUGGAAGAAGCAAGCAUAUUUAUACAAAGUUAUGCACUGCAGUACUCAUAAGCAACUUGCAGAUGUUCUGA